Messenger RNA from Parastagonospora nodorum SN15, 462 nucleotides. RefSeq lists its product as hypothetical. NCBI's taxonomy places the organism in Eukaryota, Fungi, Ascomycota, Dothideomycetes, Pleosporales, Phaeosphaeriaceae. The coding region runs from base 1 to 462 and encodes 153 amino acids. The transcript is spliced from 2 exons. The record is from RefSeq and is a predicted model, not a curated record.
AUGCUAUACUUCCUCCACCACCCCGCCGGCCCCGUUGUAAUCCGCACCACAAACCCCUACAUCGUCCUCUCCUAUCAGCGCAACGCCUGGCACACCACAACCUCCUGGCCCGAAGUCCUGGAAGACCACCCGGAAUGGUCUUCACCCUCUCCAAACAUCCUGCCCACCAGCACGCUUUGCUCGAGAAUUUUUAACGCAAUGAGAACGAGUCUGGCCAUGGUGCCCGGGGGCGGUGUGUACGGGGGAGAGGCCGAUGAGGAUGAGGUAGAUGAGGUGACAAGUAAUGCUGGGCCUGUGCAUUUCCUAACUGCAGUUACGAGGAGUAGGUAUCAUGAGUUGGGACUUGCGACGCCGGAUGAGAAAUGGAUAACUUGUAUCGAAGGGGACGAGGUGUAUGACUAUCGGUUAGAGCAGGGGAUUUGGGAAUUGGAUGUGGUACCGGAAUAUGCUGUGGAGGCGUAG